GCCGCAGGGGGGGCGGCCCCAUUGCCAGCCUCUCGGGGCGGAGGCGCGGGCGGAGGCGGGUUUCCUUUCUUUCGGCCGCCCCUGCCGCCGCCGUUGCUCCUGCCCUCGCCGCCGCCUGGACUCCCGCGCCGCUCGCCUCCCACGCAGCCCGGCGCUCGGCCGCCAUGUACCCGGCCGGGGGAGCCGCCCCCGGGGCCGCCGCGGGACCCGUUCUUACAACACCUCCAUCACUGCCACCUCCAAUGCAGGCAUAUGCAUUUAAACCUCCCCCUCGACCUGAUUUUGGUACUUCGGGAAGAACAAUCAAACUGCAAGCCAAUUUCUUUGAAAUGGACAUCCCCAAAAUGGACAUCUAUCAUUACGAAUUGGAUAUAAAGCCUGAGAAAUGUCCUAGAAGAGUUAACAGAGAAAUAGUUGAGCACAUGGUGCAGCACUUUAAAGCCCAGAUCUUUGGAGAUCGCAAGCCAGUAUUUGACGGGAGAAAAAAUCUCUACACCGCAAUGCCGCUUCCAAUAGGGAGAGAUAAACAGGUGGAAUUGGAGGUCACGUUGCCAGGAGAAGGGAAGGACAGGAUAUUCAAGGUAGCCAUCAAGUGGAUGUCGGUUGUAAGUCUUCAGGCAUUGCACGACGCUCUCUCCGGUCGUCUUCCAAGUGUUCCUUUUGAAACCAUUCAAGCUCUUGAUGUGGUGAUGAGGCACCUGCCCUCCAUGAGAUAUACUCCAGUGGGCCGAUCUUUUUUUACUGCAUCCGAAGGAUGUUCGAAUCCUCUGGGAGGUGGCAGAGAAGUCUGGUUUGGAUUCCAUCAGUCAGUCAGGCCUUCCCUGUGGAAAAUGAUGCUGAACAUCGAUGUCUCUGCGACAGCAUUUUAUAAGGCCCAGCCAGUGAUUGAAUUUGUAUGUGAAGUUCUUGAUUUCAAAAGUAUUGAAGAACAACAGAAACCUCUGACAGAUUCCCAAAGGGUUAAGUUUACCAAAGAAAUUAAAGGUCUUAAGGUGGAAAUCACUCACUGUGGACAAAUGAAAAGGAAAUACCGAGUAUGCAACGUUACGAGAAGGCCAGCAAGUCACCAAACAUUUCCUCUUCAGCAGGAGAGUGGCCAGACUGUUGAAUGCACUGUAGCUCAAUAUUUUAAGGACAGGCACAAAUUGGUAUUACGCUAUCCUCACCUUCCAUGUUUACAAGUUGGACAGGAGCAAAAACAUACGUACCUUCCCUUAGAGGUAUGCAAUAUAGUUGCAGGACAGAGAUGUAUUAAGAAGCUGACAGACAAUCAAACUUCUACUAUGAUUAGAGCCACGGCGAGAUCAGCCCCAGAUCGUCAGGAAGAGAUCAGCAAAUUGAUGCGAAGUGCAAGUUUUAAUACCGACCCUUUCGUUCGUGAGUUUGGAAUCAUGGUGAAAGAUGAAAUGACGGAUGUCACGGGGAGAGUGUUACAGCCACCUUCGAUUCUCUACGGAGGCCGGAACAAAGCAAUUGCGACCCCAGUGCAGGGGGUCUGGGAUAUGAGGAACAAACAGUUUCAUACUGGAAUUGAAAUCAAGGUCUGGGCCAUUGCGUGUUUCGCUCCCCAACGCCAGUGCACUGAAGUCCAUCUUAAAACCUUCACGGAACAACUGAGGAAAAUAUCCAGAGAUGCAGGAAUGCCCAUCCAAGGUCAACCGUGCUUCUGUAAAUAUGCCCAGGGAGCAGACAGUGUGGAACCCAUGUUCCGUCAUCUGAAGAACACCUAUUCUGGUCUGCAGCUUGUGGUUGUCAUUCUACCUGGGAAAACUCCUGUUUAUGCCGAAGUGAAGCGUGUCGGUGACACCGUGUUGGGAAUGGCCACGCAGUGCGUGCAGAUGAAAAAUGUGCAGAGGACAACCCCCCAGACCCUCUCCAACUUGUGCUUAAAGAUCAAUGUCAAACUAGGAGGAGUUAAUAACAUUUUAUUGCCACAAGGAAGGCCUCCGGUAUUUCAGCAGCCUGUCAUUUUCCUUGGUGCAGAUGUCACUCAUCCACCAGCUGGAGAUGGGAAGAAGCCAUCUAUUGCUGCUGUUGUAGGCAGCAUGGAUGCCCAUCCGAACCGCUACUGUGCCACUGUGAGGGUCCAGCAGCACCGCCAAGAAAUAAUUCAAGACUUGGCUGCCAUGGUUAGGGAGCUGCUGAUCCAGUUUUACAAAUCAACUCGAUUCAAGCCAACGCGGAUCAUUUUCUAUCGAGACGGUGUUUCCGAGGGGCAGUUUCAACAGGUUCUUCAUCAUGAAUUGCUGGCUAUCCGAGAAGCCUGCAUUAAGCUAGAAAAAGAUUACCAGCCAGGGAUUACCUUCAUUGUGGUGCAGAAGAGACAUCACACCAGGCUGUUCUGCACCGACAAAAAUGAAAGAGUUGGGAAAAGUGGAAACAUUCCGGCAGGUACCACUGUGGACACAAAAAUCACCCACCCUUCGGAGUUUGACUUCUACCUGUGUAGUCAUGCUGGUAUUCAGGGCACAAGCAGACCGUCUCAUUACCAUGUUCUCUGGGAUGACAAUCGCUUCUCUUCAGACGAACUCCAGAUCCUCACUUACCAACUGUGUCAUACCUACGUCCGGUGUACUCGAUCUGUUUCAAUCCCUGCACCAGCCUACUAUGCACACCUGGUGGCCUUCAGAGCCAGGUAUCAUUUGGUGGAUAAAGAGCACGACAGCGCCGAAGGGAGCCACACUUCUGGGCAGAGCAACGGCCGUGAUCACCAAGCUCUCGCGAAAGCUGUCCAGGUCCACCAAGAUACUUUGCGCACCAUGUACUUUGCUUGACAUCUGGCCGUGUUGAGGAGGAACUCAGUUCUGAGUUGGAUUCACAAGAGACCAGCUGCACUUAGACCAACAGUUGCCCGAGCUACCGCGACAGCCAGCAAAGGAGUGAUGCAUCUUUAUUUUUAAAUAUUUGGGGCGGGGGGGGAGGAGGGGGCUGAUGAUAAUGAUGAUUGUGAUUCUAUUUGCAAGAAAGCUUUUCAUCCAGAAUUUCAGACUUGAGCGUACAAAAAAAAAAGAAUUGCACAGCUUUUAAGACAUGUGGAUAUGCCAAAAUCAAAAAGCUGCUUGUCGGGAGAAAUGAAACAAACAAACAAACAAACAAACAAAAAUUGAAAACCCACGUUUUCUAAUUAACUAGAGCUGUGAUCUCAGGGCUAAAAACAACACUUCUCAUUUUUAGUUACGACUUUUUUCAGAUGCUCUUAUUUGUAAUAAUCUGAAGAAAUAUCCAAUUAAGAUCCGAUUGAGCGGGCCUGGGAGGAAAAAAGAAAUGAAUUUGCUUUUAUUCCUUAAAAACAAAAAACAAAAAAACAAAAAAACAAAAAGCACUAGUUUGGAUGCCAGUGAAGUCUUUGAUCAUUCUGGAUGCAUUUGUAAAGCAAUUUUGUACCGAGAUGCAAAAAGAGUGAGCGAAUCCUUUGCUGUCUUAUUGAUAAGUCUGUGAAGGUCUAUGGGCAAAAAAAAAUAUGUAUUUUUGACGUUAAUUCUUGAAUGUCUUUCAUUGUGCUGUUUAAAAUUUUUUGUAGGAUGAGUUACGGAAUUAUUUCAGUUACAAAAAAGAAGUUUUAUCUAUACUUUUUAUUAGGUCCACUGAAAGAUUAAUGAAGUGUGCCACUUUUUUAAAAAAAAAAAGUUUAUUUUUUCUUAAAAAAAAAAUAAUAAUAAUAAUCCAUUUUGAUUACUAAUCAUGGAGUUUGUCCUCUAGGACUGUGACACUUAAUUUUCCAAAGCUUUUCUAAAGAAUACGGGUCUGUUGGUGAUACAGUACAAUCUCUUUCACUGUUAUGUUUGAAUUAAUGUAAAAUUUAUAUGUGUUUCACAGUAUUAACAUGAUAGUAUAGAUGCUAUUUAUAUUUAUUUACUAAAGAGUGCUCAACAUAUUUCUGUUUAACAUAUCACAAACUGAAGAAUGCUUUGGAGUUUUAAAGUGAAGAGCUUUUAUGUGGACGAGAGGGAUUUGGGUCGAAUUCACCAACCGUAGCUUUUUGCAGGCUCCCUUGUUCAUUUUAACGAGGUUUCUUUAUUAUAUCUCCUUGAAGUGAACAAAAGGAGAACUGGACAACUGGAUGUGUUGUCCCUUUAAAAAAAAAAUCCCAACAGGAUUAUGCAACUACCUUGUGUGGCAGAUGAAAGAUGUACUUGGUGUUUAUAUCAUUUUUUCCCCCUUGUAUCUUGGAAGGAUUUAGGAGAAUUCACAGGCUGUAGUUUAGGCAUCAAAAGCAAGUUUUGUGGUUUUUUCAAGCACAUAAAUUGUUGUUGUUUUUGUUGUUGUUUUUUUCUGUUGGAUCAUCUGAGUCACAGAAAUGGAAAGAAGGAGAUCUGUAUAUUUGGCUGUUCGCUCUGAAGAAAGACAAUCCCUCCAGACGCCUGCUAGAAAUACCAGUUUCUCUUAACUGUGCACAAGAUUUAUCAGACCAAAUAUUCAAAGCUACCGUUGCACUGAUGAUGACAAUAGGAACGCUACUAAAACACUGUGGGUUAGGAAGCUUUUUUCCCCUCUUCCAAUCUGAUGGGACUUUUAAAAAAAAAAAUCCUAAUUUUCCUAGGCAUUAUUUUUUAAAAAAAAAAAUUUUUUUUUUCUUGAAACCUUUCUAAGAUUCAUUUUUCAUUUCCUUCUGAAGAGCAGCGCAGCCAUCACUGGAAGAUAACGUGUUCUCUACCUCCAUUGAGUGAAAUGUUGAAAAUAGGAUUAAGCUAAGCUUGGAAUCUUAGGCUUUGCCCGGAACCGAUGGAUGUGUUGGCUGAAUGAGAUAAAAGGCCGCAAAAACAUUUUUAAGGCCCUAGUGCACAUUUUAUGGCAGUUAAUGACUGCAGCUCUGGAAAGUUGUGCCUCCCGUUGCCAACAGAUGCACCUGAAAAACGGGCUUUCGUAUAGAGGUUUCCAAGCGGCGUGCAGAAUGUCUUAAAAAAGUUUGGAAGCUGCAACUUCCAGCUGCUUAAUAGGCUUAAGAGAAGAAAAAGAGAUUUAAAGCACUAUUUUUUUGGGGGGGGGGGUCACUCUGUUUUGCUAAGCAAGAUUAUAGCAUCUCCUGUUUUUGAUAAUUUUUAAAAUUUUAUUUUCAAAGUUAAAAUGUUGACUCCCAAGGCAAAAAAAAAAAGGAAAGGAAACAAGAAACAAAGCAGAAAUCUGUUUCACCUUUCCACUUCCUUCUCCUCCUCUUCCUCCUCCUCCUCCUGGGAGGGGCAUUUCUUUCUGCAGCUUUUCAGAUACCAUAAAAUCUGCUCCAUGGAAUUCAGGAUCGAAGUUUAAAACAAUUAUCAGAUUGGGAGAUCAGAAAGGGAGAGAAAUCAUUUUGAAGUACAUCGUACCCUGUUUUCAAAUUAAAAUAAAACAGCACUCAAACAUGUGUUUUCACACACGUUUCUCUUUUUUGUUGUGCAUUUUUCAUUAUGUGCAACACUUCCAAAACGUUUCCCUGCUAUCAGAUAUAUUUGACGUUAUCUCACUGAUUUCCAAUGCCUUUUUCUUUUUUUGGAAAACUGCCAAUACAACUGGGAAAGUACAUCUAUUAAAGGAUAAUUACAAAUAUAAUUCAUGGGUGAUUAAUUAUGGGGAGUACGAAUUAGGAGUGUUUGAACCAAAAUGUUUACUGUAAAAUUUCUCUCCCUUUUUAAUUCAAACAGCUACAGCAGAUUAUUGGGUUAUGAGCUGCAGAGAGUCCCUCCUAUAUAGGAAGAAGGCAGUUAAUAUAAACUAGGAUUUCAUUCCUGCUAUUAAAAUUCUGUUUUAAUAGCUUUCUUUUCCAGGCAGCACUUAAAUGAAUUGUUGUGUUUAUAUUUUUUUUUACUAUUUUUUGUUUCCCCAUAAUCUUCAAAAUAAAGAGAAGCAGUGGCUUAGUGGGUAAGAUGCUGAGCUUGUUGAUCAAAAGGUUGACAGUUCAACAGUUCGAAUCCCUAGUGCCGCGUAACGGGGUGAGCUCCCAUUACUUGUCCCAGCUUCUGCCAACCUAGCAGUUCGAAAGCAUGUAAAAAAUGCAAGUAGAAAAAAUAGGGACCACCUUUGGUGGGAAGAUAACAGCGUUCCGUGCGCCUUCGGCGUUGAAUCAUGCCGGCCACAUGAUCACGGAGACGUCUUCGAACAGCGCUGGCUCUUUGGCUUUGAAACUGAGAUGAGCACCGCCCCCUAGAGUCGGGAACGACUAGCACGUAUGUGCGAGGGGAACCUUUACCUUUACCUUUAAUCUUAAAUGCGAAAAUAAAUAAUAAUAAUCUUCAAAAUGCAUCAGCCAGAGAAAGCUGGGCUAAAAUGCAAUCUUUUUCUUUUUUUGUCUUCCUAACUACAGCCACCUAAUCUGACAGCCGUCUUGUAGGGCCUGCCAGCUAGCAACAGGCUAAAAUAACAAUCCACUGGAUUUAGGUGCUUCUGGGCAAUGCUUUUGUUGUCUUGGUGAACCAAGUUCUGAAAUAGAUUUCUCAAUGUGCAGAUGGUUAUAUCCACAGUUAUUGUUUAUAUAUGCAUCAUUCAGGGCCAGAAGGAAUAGGAUGAGUUUUUGAAAGUGUCGGAUUAGUUUUUGCUCCGAUAGAGAGGAGAAAUGCAUAUCUCUUUCUCUUUUUAAACUUUCCAUAACCAUAAUCCUUACAAAGAAAAAAAAAAGGCUUUUAAUUGUUUCAUAUGGCAAGCAGGGAAUGGAGGGGGGUGUUACUAUUAUUAUUAUUUUUUUGUUGAAAAGCUGACAAUGCACUUUGAAAACAUAGGGCGCUCUGAAUAUGCACAGGAACUGGGUUUUUAUUAUAAUAAUAAUAAUAAUAAUAAUAAUAAUAUGCAGAAACCAAAACUCUAAAUGGAAACAAAAAGGAUUUGACUUUCUCAAUAGCUCUUUCUUGCAGUGAUUCUUCGAACCACACACUAUUAUCUCAGGUGAACAAUUUCAUUUUUUGCAGAGAUCCCGGAUACUUUCUGUGAGAAUCAAGGCCAAUAGCUUUUGAAAACGGGGUGGGUGGGUGGCUGGGUAAGUAGGAGGGGGAAUAUAAGGAACGGAAGUGCUUUCAAGUCUUAUCACAGGAAUCGUUUUAUAAGAAAACCAGUUCUAAUACCGAUUCGGCUUUGUUUUACAAACCCGUCUUGUAGAGAACGAAUGUUUUGAAAAAUAACCUUCGAUGCAAUUUUUUUUGUUUGUUUGUUACCAAUUAUGGCCAUGUUCAGUUGUAGCCAAACCGCUCAGACCGAACGAUGGGUCUGGUAGUUUGUGACUGACUGUUUUCAGAAUGAAUCUUUGCCAUGAGAUUUUUGGGACCGUGCGCCACUUAGAAAGCCACCUACGCACAACCCAGGAAUUGUGAUUUCCGCAUGGGGGGUGGAGGGGCUUUUUCACCUGGGUUUCAGGCCUGCCGGCCGUAACUUGUAAAUUUCCUACUUGCCCUAAUAUUAAAUGCUUUCGUAGAAUUGAGAUGCAAAAAAAAAAAGAAA
This is a messenger RNA of Ahaetulla prasina, 7401 nucleotides long. It is a transcript of the gene AGO2, whose product is annotated as argonaute RISC catalytic component 2. Gene Ontology annotation, cellular component: RISC complex. Lineage: Eukaryota; Metazoa; Chordata; Lepidosauria; Squamata; Colubridae. The record is from RefSeq and is a predicted model, not a curated record. Bases 165 to 2774 code for a protein of 869 amino acids. Gene Ontology annotation, biological process: regulation of DNA-templated transcription; regulatory ncRNA-mediated gene silencing. Gene Ontology annotation, molecular function: protein binding; endoribonuclease activity, cleaving siRNA-paired mRNA; RNA binding. The transcript is spliced from 19 exons.